GAUGGUCGCUGUCUUCAAAAUCUACCAUUUGCUUCUCUCUCUCUCACAUUUGCUUCUCUCUCACACAUUUGCCUCUCUCUCUCUCUCUCAUCAACAUAAUUUCAGAAAAUAAAUAUGUCACAAAGAGCAUGCAAAAGAGUACGAUUUAGUCCGAACCAAUUAGCCACAGACGAACCAAGAUUCCCAAAACAUCACGACCGGAGAAAGGUGGCCCUCAUAGGAAUUCUCAGUUUCGGUCUAAGGAGCUCGCCGGCCGCGAGGAAGUUGAUCCGGCGUAUCGGGGCUAGAGUCGCCAAAACACUGCGUUUUAUGUCCUUGGGGAGGAAUACUACCGACAAAACGUCAUCGUUCUUGUUGUCUCCGUCGCCCUCUUCUUCAUCGUCUAUUUAUAUGAAAAGGUCAAAGUCUCUAGCUGAGGCAGAGUCUCACCGAGCAGAAGCUAUUGAAGACUGCAUUGAGUUCUUGAACUCUUCUUUUUCUCUGUCCAGAUCAAACUCCGUCUCCACGUGGUCUUCUUGAUUUGACCUGGUUCUUCCAGUCGGGUCAAAAUAUAGCUCCAAGUAAUCUCUUUUUCGUUGUUGUUGAUGUAAUGUUAUAGAAGAAAUGAGAAAUGAGCAUUGUAUAGAAUAGGGCUGUUUUAUAUUUCUUCUAUUCGAUUCACAACAAAG
Eutrema salsugineum is the source of this 668-nucleotide messenger RNA. RefSeq names its product josephin-like protein. The record is from RefSeq and is a predicted model, not a curated record. The coding region runs from base 115 to 519 and encodes 134 amino acids. Lineage: Eukaryota; Viridiplantae; Streptophyta; Magnoliopsida; Brassicales; Brassicaceae. The transcript has a single exon.